Molecule: messenger RNA, 2671 nt
Organism: Thamnophis elegans (Western terrestrial garter snake)
Lineage: Eukaryota; Metazoa; Chordata; Lepidosauria; Squamata; Natricidae
Gene: CDK3
Product: cyclin dependent kinase 3
Exons: 6
Coding region: 1944-2579 (211 amino acids)
Biological process (GO): regulation of G2/M transition of mitotic cell cycle; signal transduction; protein phosphorylation
Cellular component (GO): nucleus; cytoplasm; cyclin-dependent protein kinase holoenzyme complex
Molecular function (GO): cyclin binding; ATP binding; cyclin-dependent protein serine/threonine kinase activity
Source: RefSeq, a predicted model, not a curated record
AUAAAAUAAUAAAUUACAACUAAAAUCUAUAAUAAAAUCCAGUGUCAAUUUAUACAUGGUCUGACUAUACAGUAGUUGCAAUUCUUAAACUGUGUGGCCCAUUGUAGGUUCAAUGCUAAAAGGGAAGUGACUAAGCAGUGCAAAGGGUUUGCCACAAUUGUUAUAUAACCGUCAUAAAAUGAAUGGUUUAUAGGUUGAGAACUAUAUGUACAUAAUAAAUUCUAAUCUCUUUUAAAGAAAGUUCAGCAGAGCAUUUGGAGCAAGCUGAAGUCAUAGUUCAUUUAACAGGUGCCUAGAAAGUCAAUUUUAAACUUUUAGCUUUUUUAUAAUCAAUUUGUAAAGCAUCACCUUAUGCUCCUUUAGUUCCUUGUUGCUCAAUUAUAAUUGCACCCUAUUUUCUCUGUUCAAGAUCUUGCCCAUGGAAUGCUAUUGGACGUGUCCAUGCAUGCUUGCCCUAACUUUGGAAACCUAUAAUAAGUUUCAGAGACUGGUGUAGUCUGUGUCUUCAUAACUGAGUAGAAAAAAUAAAUCUCAUCUUGCCUCUGAAGGGCAAGUGAGAGGGGAGAGGAAAAUAUAAAUAGGAUGAAAUUAGAAGUUGCUUCUUACAGAUUUUUCUCCAACACCUUCCAGUUCCUAUGUAGGAUCUGUAGGAAGGGUGUUUUACUCUCCUACUGGUGAUGUCAUAAUGUGUUUUCUACCAUGUUUCAGGGGAUUACUCCCCAGCCUCUUCUUAUCUAGAUAUGCUGGAUGAGAGUUCCCCAGCCAGCCAACAGUGGGAAAUCUUUAGGGAAUUCAGGAGCAACAGCUCAGAUGCUACGUUCUUACCUAAAAGGAUGGGCAACUGCAUAGACAAACUCAUGAGUGACUCUUUUAUAAUAAAGAGCAUGUUUUUUCCCACAUAUUAGUGGAACAUUGGUUCUUCACUGGCAGAUUGAGAGGGAAUGAAUACUGUAAACCUAAGAACCCUUAUGGUUUGGGAGAAGCUAGAUGAUGAAAUUCAUCAGAUUUGCUUAUACAAAUAUUGUCUUUCAAUCUUGCUUAUUUUAUUAGAAUGAGUCCUAACUAUUCUUGGAGACUUUGGAGCCAGUUUAGUAUAUCCAUUAGGUGGCCCAUCUAGUGAUAGCCCAAUCAAUUACUGUAGGUAGAGUAAGGAAGCCACUAUGGAACAGUAAAUUGUUAAUUUUAUUUUUAUUGUCAGGGAAGUUGGAUUUUAUGUCUUUAUAUGUUAUUUAUAUAAGUUAGCUUAGCUAACUUAGAUUCAUGUGGAUAGGGAGUGAGGGAAAAAUGGAAGGACAUAUGUUGUGCUAAAUAUUUUUCAUUAUAUAAAAUUGCAAUAUUUUGUUCCUGCAGCUGGAUUGAUUACCAUACAUUUAUUUAUUAGAUUUUUAUCCUGCCUUUAUUAAAGUAAUUCAAUGUGGGUAGUUCUUGUUCACUUUUUGUCCAUCAGUAGUAUUAGAAUUUCAUUUCUGAAAAGUUUUUGCCCUUCAUGGAUAUUAUCAUUUAUUAUGAUCAUGAUGUGAGUACAUAAAUUGGCAGAGAUAAUAGUCAAUAAUCAUUCAUUAACCUUAAACCAUUUGUGAGGGUGGAAGGAAUGCAAGACAGCCAAAAUAAAUGUACAUAAUUGGUGCAUGAAACUGGCAGGCCAAAAAAAAUGGCUGGACCAAAAAAGAAACAGGAGUUCAAAUGACGCAAUAAAUGUUGCAAAAACAAAACAUUGUAGAAACCAGCUUUACUAACAGAAGCUAAAAUGUAAGAAAAAAGAUGGUAGUCUAUUCUAAAGAUGUUAAGAUUGGUCUUUAAAUAACAUUUCUGCAAAUUUAUAUAGUUGGUUUUGUAAAAGAUAAAAAAUAAUGGCAUGUAAUAUUGAGAUGUAUAAAAAUGGCAAGUUGAAUUAUUGCUAAACUUGUGAGUAAAUUUUGUAGCAUCAAAUCAGAAAGCAAAAAAUGGACACAUUCCAAGAUGUAUUCCAGAAAGUAGAGAAGAUUGGGGAGGGCACCUAUGGAGUCGUGUAUAAAGCAAGAAACAAGCAAACAGGCCAGUUAGUUGCUCUGAAGAAGAUCCGACUUGAUUCGGAGACAGAAGGAGUACCUAGUACAGCAAUCAGAGAAAUCUCACUGUUAAAAGAACUGAAACACCCAAAUAUAGUGAGGCUCCUUGAUGUAGUGCAUAAUCAGAAGAAGCUAUACUUAGUCUUUGAAUAUUUGAAUCAAGAUCUUAAAAAGUACAUGGACUCAUCUCGUACAGGAGAGCUUCCUCUAAACUUAAUUAAGAGCUAUCUUUACCAACUGCUACAAGGUGUAAGCUUCUGUCAUUCUCACAGAGUUAUCCACAGAGACCUGAAGCCACAGAAUUUGCUCAUAAACGAAAUGGGAGCCAUCAAACUAGCUGAUUUUGGUCUAGCUAGAGCUUUUGGAGUCCCCCUACGUACUUACACACAUGAGGUGGUAACCUUAUGGUAUCGGGCUCCUGAAAUUUUACUGGGUUGUAAAUAUUACUCAACAGCUGUGGAUAUAUGGAGCAUUGGCUGUAUCUUUGCAGAAAUGGUGACAAGGAAAAGCCUUGUUUCCUGGAGACUCUGAAAUUGACCAAUUAUUCCGGAUUUUCCGUACACUUGGUACUCCAACUGAAUCACUGUGGCCAGGAGUCACAAAUCUUCCUGACUAUAAAGGAA